AUGAGAAAGCUAAUAGUACUAACAAAGCCGCUAUUUGCAAAUAUUGCAUCGAUCAUUUUGGUUUUCAACAGGUUAAUAAUUUGGAAACAAAGACUUUUUUUUUAUGGCUUGGUAAAUUUAUUAAAUUACCAAGUUGUCAAUCAUUAUUAGGUCGAAUUUUAAAAGAUACUACAAAGGAAAUUACACAAGCACAAGUUGCAAUGGCGCAACAAGAUUCACAUGGUAUAAUAGUAGCCUUUGAUGGAGAAUUACAUCACAUGCACCAAUUAACUAAACUUAAAAAACUAGAAGAAAAGUAUAAUAACACUAAUACAAAUAAACAAGCUAAACUCAACCAAGAACUUAGUAGUAUUUAUUCAAAUGAUAUAAAUAAAGAUAAUAUAGAAACAUUUCUUGAAGAUUUGGAUAAUGAAA
Molecule: messenger RNA, 414 nt
Organism: Racocetra persica
Lineage: Eukaryota; Fungi; Glomeromycota; Glomeromycetes; Diversisporales; Gigasporaceae
Source: the annotation of a GenBank genome assembly